Castor canadensis (American beaver) is the source of this 840-nucleotide messenger RNA. RefSeq names its product cytochrome c oxidase copper chaperone COX11 (gene Cox11). Gene Ontology annotation, cellular component: mitochondrial inner membrane. Gene Ontology annotation, molecular function: copper ion binding. The record is from RefSeq and is a predicted model, not a curated record. NCBI's taxonomy places the organism in Eukaryota, Metazoa, Chordata, Mammalia, Rodentia, Castoridae.
UUUCCGGGGGCGAUGGGAGGGCUCUGGCAUCCGGGAUGGAGGCGUAUCGCUUUCUGUGGCUGGCUCUGGAGCCACCCUGUAUCUCCGACCAGGGCUGCGGAGAGAGUAGAGCCGUUUCUGAGGUCCUGGUGGAGUGGGACCGCAGGUCCGGAGAAGGGACUGAGGCGGCUUGGGACAUGGAAGCGCCCAAGCCUGGCCCGGGCGCCGGCAAUGGAGUCGUGUCGGCGGCCCAAGGGCACAAACCCUUUUUCGCGCGCGCAGGAGGACGAGUGGCGGCGGCGAAACAAGACUGUCCUCACGUAUGUGGCCGCGGCCGCCGUGGGCAUGCUGGGCGCCUCCUACGCCGCCGUGCCCCUAUAUCGGCUGUAUUGCCAGACGACAGGACUUGGAGGAUCAGCAGUAGCAGGUCAUGCAUCAGACCAAAUUGAAAACAUGGUGCCUGUUAAGGAUCGAAUUAUUAAGAUUACUUUCAAUGCAGAUGUGCAUGCAAGUCUCCAGUGGAAUUUCAGACCACAGCAAACAGAAAUAUAUGUGGUACCAGGAGAAACUGCACUGGCAUUUUAUAAAGCGAAGAAUCCUACUGACAAACCAAUAAUUGGAAUUUCUACAUAUAAUGUUGUACCAUUUGAAGCUGGGCAGUAUUUCAAUAAAAUACAGUGCUUCUGUUUUGAAGAACAAAGGCUUAAUCCCCAAGAGGAAGUAGAUAUGCCAGUGUUUUUCUACAUUGAUCCUGAAUUUGCUGAAGAUCCAAGAAUGGUGAAUGUUGAUCUCAUCACUCUUUCUUAUACUUUUUUUGAAGCAAAGGAAGGGCACAAAUUACCAGUUCCAGGCUAUAAUUGA